AUGAGUACUGGAAAUCAUUGUUCUAAAUGCUCUACAAAUGUGGGAACAUGCAACUGCGCAGGAUGCAAAGACUACUUUUGUACGAAACAUUUUAUUGCGCAUCGAAAAGAAUUACAAACUAGUCUUGAACAGAUUACCGACACUCCAAAUCGUCUAAUAAAACAAUUCAAUGAAAAUGAUCAUUCAAUUAGCCUAAAAACUGUACUUCUCAAUCAGAUCGAUCAAUGGCAAAAUGAAAUCAUUCAGAAAGUUCAUCGAACGGCAGAUAAUAUUCGUCAGCAGGUCACGCAGGUUCUCAACAAUCAACGUGAGGAAACCAAGAAGAAAUUUCAAGAACUGGUAGACGAACUUCAGAAACGUAAAGAAGAGGAUGAUUUUGUCGAAGAUGAUCUCGUUCGUCUGAAAAAUCGUGCUCAUCAAAUUCAACAAGAGCUCGAAGAAUUGCAACAACACUCAGCUUUAGGGCUACAUAUAGAGCAAAGUGAUUGUGUCGAUUGGGCUCAUCUGAUCUAUAUUGAAUCUAAAACUACUGAUAGCAAGAAGCGGAAGAAUUUACAAGUCAAAAGUGAUACGAGUGUGUAUUAUUUAGAUAUAUUGAUAUUAGUGUUUUCCUAG
Messenger RNA from Rotaria socialis, 615 nucleotides. The record is from the annotation of a GenBank genome assembly. Lineage: Eukaryota; Metazoa; Rotifera; Eurotatoria; Philodinida; Philodinidae.